Molecule: messenger RNA, 423 nt
Organism: Paramuricea clavata
Lineage: Eukaryota; Metazoa; Cnidaria; Anthozoa; Malacalcyonacea; Plexauridae
Source: the annotation of a GenBank genome assembly
AUGAAGAGAACCUGGCAGGACAUUAAUACUUUGAUUAAUAAUAAAAGAAGAGAUAAACGUAACAUAUGUACUUUGAAAAGACCAAACGAUGGAGGUGUCACAAACGAUCCCACCGAAAUUCCAAAUUUAAUUAACAGGCACUUCGCAACAGUUGGACAAAAUCUCUCAAACCAAUUCCCUAGCUCUAAGCAUGAUUUCCGUGAAUAUCUAAAAUAUCCUUCUCCUACAAAUUCAUUUUACUUUGAUGCUGUUACCCCUUUGGAAGUAGAAAUGGAAAUACUAUUAUUACCUGCCAAUAUGGCUCAUGGACUAUAUUUAUUUGCAGCACCAAUCCUUAAAGGCGCGAGAACUAUUAUUUCUAAACCGUUAGCAAAUAUUAUGAAUGCAUCAACUAAAACAUGCACAAAUCGUGCCAAUUUUUAA